Messenger RNA from Diabrotica balteata, 642 nucleotides. The record is from the annotation of a GenBank genome assembly. Lineage: Eukaryota; Metazoa; Arthropoda; Insecta; Coleoptera; Chrysomelidae.
AUGAACAAAUUUUUAUGUUUAUUUAUCUCCGUUUCCAGUAUAUCUCUGCCAAUAUUGUUAACUUAUGUUAUUAAAAGAAGAUACAGAAGAAAAAUACAACUUUUAGUUGAAAAAGAUAAUAAUUAUUACUAUCAAUUGUUGGCAAUAGAUAUGAAGAAUUUUAAUUGUAGACAACACUUAUACGAGACCAAAGUAGAAUGUGGUGAAUGGUGUUCUUUAGCAUACUUAAAAACUAUACAGAAGUUUAUAUCCAGUGCAAAAUCUAGUAUAUGUCUCUGCGUGCUAAUGUUAACAUUGUCUUCUGUAGUAAAACAAUUAGUAGAUGCCCAAAAAAGAGGGGUGACUGUUAGAAUAAUUAUUGAUAAAGUUAUGUUAAACACUAAACCUGUAAAAUGUAACUUCCAACAAAUGGAACAGCAAGGUAUCUUAUUCAAAUUUCAACCCCUAUCAUCCACUAAGAUGCAUCAUAAAUUUUGUCUAAUAGACAAGGAUGAAGAAAAUGAAGCUAAAAUGUUUUUUGGUAGUCUGAACCUGACUUCCCAAGGAUUUUGUAAAAAUUUUGACAAUACAAUUUUAACUAAUAAUAAAGAUAUGAUCAGCAGGUUUAGUGAAGAAUUUGAAGAGCUAUGGGAACUGUUUUAA